Molecule: messenger RNA, 1554 nt
Organism: Arvicola amphibius (Eurasian water vole)
Lineage: Eukaryota; Metazoa; Chordata; Mammalia; Rodentia; Cricetidae
Gene: Cd70
Product: CD70 molecule
Exons: 3
Coding region: 952-1554 (200 amino acids)
Biological process (GO): immune response; tumor necrosis factor-mediated signaling pathway
Cellular component (GO): extracellular exosome; plasma membrane
Molecular function (GO): tumor necrosis factor receptor binding
Source: RefSeq, a predicted model, not a curated record
CGCCAGGCUGGGGUGACUGCCGCCCAGCUCAGUCCCCUCUCUAAGGAAUGGCUUCUUGCCCUUUUUGCUGGCUCUAAGUGAACACUCAACUGCUCCCUGUGUGCUACAUUGAGUGUUGGGUGGAACCCUAUCUUCAAGAGUAAUGGCAACUUACCGGAAAGCCUCAGGAAGGAGAGGGUCUCAAGGCCCCUCCCCCAUCCAUGCCCAACCUUGCGUGGGGGCGGGGCAUAAAGUGCUAAUAACUAGCUGCAGUGUGCUCAUGAGUAGCAACAAUUCUGUCUCCUUUCAGAUAGGGUCAUGUUCUCAGCUUCCAGCGGGCAUGGGAAGGGGGCAGUAGCUAUUGAAUAUGCUAGCCAUCAGGACAAAGUCAGCUGUGGUGACUCACACCCGAGGUCAGAGGCCAGCCUGGGCUGCAUGCUCCACACCUGCCUGGGUUACUUGAGGAGAUGCAGGCCACUCCGGGCAACAUGUCAAGUUCUAGGCUAGCCUGGGCUAUGUAUAGUGAGUUCCAGUGUGAGAUGUUUACAACGUACCCCCAUGGAAAUGCCUACAGUCGUGUCCAAAUAUUUGGGGGAGCACGCUGGAUCUCACUAGAUGCGGAUGCUUGCUGAUUGUCUAGCAACCCAACCCAGUGCUGAAUCACUAAUAGAUGCUCAAUAAAUGGUUUGUUGAAUGAAUAAAUGAAUGAAUGAAUAAACACCAGGCAAAGCAGCAAAUUGGGUACAGAAUGUUCUGUGCCUGAGGAACAGGCUGGGUGGGCCUGUCUACAAGAUGGCAGGGGUGCCACAAGCUUCAGGGGAUUUCCCUGCCCCCCUGUGAAGAGGCCCAGUUCUUCCCCUGCGUCGGACAUCCCCGGGGGUUCUAAGGGCAGGUCAAGGCAGGCAGAAGCCACAAAAGCUCAGCCGAGGAGGCUGCAGCUUCCUGCUGUCUUCUGGCCGUCGCCAUCAAAGGAUGCAGCACCCUCAGGCAAGGAUGGCCGAGGAAGGUCGCCCUCGCCCCUGGGUGCUGCCACGUCUGAGUUGGGCCACCAUCCUGCGCUUUAGCCCCCUGCUGUUACUGCUCAGUUUUGUCAUCGGCUUUCUUUGCUGUGAUCAUUUCCGGAGACCACAGCAGACGCAGUUGGAGCCGCUUGAGGUGCAUGUAGCCGAGUUACAGCUGAAUCUCACAGUUCCUCGGAAAGAUCCCACACUGCGCUGGGCAGCCGGCCCAACCUUGGGAAGAUCCUUCACUCAUGGACCAGGGCUGGAGAAGGGGCAACUGUAUAUCCACCGAGCCGGCAUCUACAGGCUGCAUAUCCAAGUGACACUGGCUAACUGCUCUUCCGCAUACAGCACCGCGCAGCACAGGGCCACCGUGACGGUGGGCAUCUGCUCCCCUGCGGCCCACAGCAUCAGCCUGCUGCGCCUGCCCUUCGGACAGAGCUGCACCAUGGCAUCCCAGCGCCUGACUCACCUUGCCGUCGGGGACGUCCUCUGCACCAACCUUACCCUGCCUCUGCUGCCGUCCCGCAAUGCUGAGGAGACUUUCUUCGGCGUCCACUGGGUAUACCCCUGA